GUCCAUAUCCAUCACCUAUAAAAUGGUCCACAAUUUUUAUUUCCCUAUUUUAGAUUCUUGCCUUCAAGUUUCCGAGUCGUAUCAGACGCUUUUCUCCCCUUCUCUGAAAUUACCUUGCUAUCGUUUUCUGGAAGAAAAUUUUUUGAGAUGGCCCGUACGAAGCAAACUGCUCGUAAGUCUACCGGCGGCAAGGCUCCAAGGAAGCAGCUUGCCACUAAGGCUGCUCGCAAGUCGGCACCGACAACCGGAGGCGUGAAGAAGCCUCACCGAUAUCGCCCUGGAACUGUAGCUCUGCGUGAAAUCCGGAAGUACCAAAAAAGCACUGAACUCCUCAUCAGGAAACUGCCUUUCCAAAGGCUCGUUCGUGAAAUUGCCCAAGACUUUAAGACUGAUCUACGUUUCCAGAGCCAUGCUGUAUUGGCGUUGCAAGAGGCGGCAGAGGCAUACCUUGUUGGGUUGUUCGAAGAUACCAACCUGUGCGCCAUCCAUGCUAAGCGUGUUACAAUCAUGCCCAAGGACAUUCAACUUGCUAGGAGGAUUCGUGGUGAAAGGGCUUAAUAAAUUCACCUCUCUGAUUUGCUUGUUUGUUGUUAGGAUAUUUGCUUUCUUUGAUGUUUAAUGAAUUCAGAAUGGUCUGAUGCUGUAAAAACCUUGACCUAUAAAUAUAGUUUGUGCUUUUUAUUACGAAUCA
Gossypium raimondii (Peruvian cotton) is the source of this 691-nucleotide messenger RNA. RefSeq names its product histone H3.3. The record is from RefSeq and is a predicted model, not a curated record. NCBI's taxonomy places the organism in Eukaryota, Viridiplantae, Streptophyta, Magnoliopsida, Malvales, Malvaceae. Gene Ontology annotation, cellular component: nucleosome. The transcript is spliced from 5 exons. Bases 148 to 558 code for a protein of 136 amino acids. Gene Ontology annotation, molecular function: protein heterodimerization activity; structural constituent of chromatin; DNA binding.